UCUAACUGGCACCCAACACCCUGUUGGUUCGGACUGUACUAGGGCUUGGUCUUAUGGCUGGUUAGGAUACAAAUACCGGUCGAUGGACAUUUUUCAUACUUCUUUAAAAUACAGAAUAAUAAUUUCUAAGACUAAGUAAACUAAGUUCAAUAACACUUGACUUAGAAUUAGAUUUUAGACAAGAUCUAGAUCUAUAAUAUACUAUAAUAUAGUAUUUAACACUAACAGAGCUCAUCAGUCUUAGUAUUCUUACUCUUUGCUUGCAUUCACUACACUGGCUGGGAUCCAUCUCAUGAGUGGUCACCAGUAGGAACUUACGAAUUCAACACAAUGGCUAAGCCAUGGGUCUGUAUACUUUUGGCUGUUGUGGUAUCCAGUCAUCAAGCACUUGGCCAAAACUUGUAUCAAAAGACCUGCUCUAAAACAAAUUCAGCCACAAUACAACCUGAUGCCACUGCUUGGCUUGGUGGUAUCUUGUCAUUAAGCAAAACUGGUGCUGAUGGAUAUGGCUGUGGAUCAUCUGGUGGAUUUAUGCAGAGCUAUGAAGCUAUACGCUGGGUGUUGGAGCUUUUAAACAAGAAAAAUGAAACUCUGCAAACCCAGUUUCUGACAGAGUUUUAUGUACCUGGCAUCAAACUUGGCAUGAAGGUCAUAAAUUACUGUGACAAUCAGAAAACAGCAGUUGCUGCUCUAGCUGAAGUCUUUCCUGACCUAGCCAAUACUGAUGCAGCAUGCACAGAACAAACAAAUGGACUCACUUUGGGUAUUGUUGGAGCCUCAAGGUCAGGUGACACCAUUCCUUUAGCUGAUGCUGCUGAGGCAUAUGAUAUACCAGUGAUUUCAUACCAGGCUACUGUACCUGAAUUGACCUUGUCUGGUCAACACCCCAACUUUAUGAGAACAGUGUCACCUGAUGGUCCUCUCAUGGAAGUUAUAGUUAAAGUCCUCACUAAGCUUCAAUGGAACUACAUUGCUGUGGUGUAUGAUGCUGGCACGUUCGGGUCCUCUAGUUACAAAGUGUUACAUGAAAAGCUGGUGAGUGCUGGCAUCUGCCUGACCAUGGCCAUCAGGGUGAAUGCUGAUGAUGACCAGUCAGCAGAGGAUACCAUCAACAAGUUGCUGAGCACCAAGGUGACUGGUGUAAUCUACGUUGGGCCUGUCACAUACACCACGUCGCUCAUCAAUCACGGGAACAAGAUGCUUCCAGCCUCUGGUCGACUCCAGUGGAUCUAUCUUGAGUUCAACCAGGAUGCUGUCUAUGAACCUGUGACAACCUACCAAAGGGGCUCCCUCUUCAUCUCUGCUGCAUCAAGGUUUAUUGUGGAGUUUGAGGACCACUGGAUUAGAAUUAAUGAAAGUAACCCAUCCAAUGAAAACCCCUGGUUUACCAGAUGGUAUGAGGACAAUUACAACUGUAAAUUCAUUCCUUCUGGGACAGAAAAAAAUUGCAAUGCUGUGUAUGCUGGCAUGACAGAUAUUGAAAAGGAAAGUCUCAAGAGAAAAGUGUACCAGCAGGACCAGUAUGUAGAGGCGGCUGUAAUGUCUGUCUAUACAUAUGCCUAUGCCCUACGUAGGGCUCAGAUUGCCUUGUGUGGUGCAAAUAGCCCCGGCAUAUGUCCAGCUUUAAGGAACAUGACCAGGAAAGAUUUCUUUAAUAAUUACUUAAAGAAGGUCAAUUUUACAUUCACUGCUGAGGAGAGAGUGCCUAGUUUGGCCUCUAAUAAUGUCCUCCCGUACAAUGCUGCAAAACAUCUGAGUUUUGUCACUAGCGGGGAUGUCUCAGAUCCAUCCUACUACAUUUGGAAUUUCAACGACAUAGAGACUGGGUCUGGAGACUCGAGUUUCAAAUUCAGAAGAGUUGGUACUUAUAUUAAUGGUAGGCUGGAUUUCAAUCUGGACAAUGUUGGAAUGUACACCAAUGACAGAAGAACUCGUUUGCUUCCCUUGCCUUCAUCCAUUUGCCCAGCCAGUGGUUGCAGCCCUUGUCUGGGACUUCCUGCUGAGCUUAAGUAUUACUAUGAGCCUGGGGACAUAGUCAUCAAUGGGAUAUUUUCUCUCCACAACCAAGGCAGCACACCACUCACCUGUGGAGCUCUUAUGUCCACCAAUCAAAUCAUGUUUUUAGAAGCUAUGAUUUAUGCAGUUAAGAAAGCCAAUGAUGAUGCUAGCAUUCUAAGGUCAGUCAAACUUGGAGGUCUAGGCAUGGAUGACUGCAGCAAUGUAGACUUGAGUCAGACUAUAUUAGCACAGGUUCAGCGUGGAAAUCUUUUGAUCACUGACACCUCUGGUGCAACUUUAGAUCCUCGCACCAUUGAGGCCUACUCUGCUGCCUAUGACACCCCGCUUACCCUUCCCCUAGCUGAGGCAAUGAAUCUCCUGAUGAAACCCAUGGUGGGCUACAGGGCAGGUGGCUCUGAACUUGAUGACAAAUCAAAGUACCCCUAUUACAUCAAUGCUUACCCUGGCAAUGUUGAUGAGAUUAAGUCUCUCAUCUUAUUGUUGAAAAAUCAAAAAUGGAUGUAUGUGCAAGUUGUUGUUUCAGACUUGUAUUAUUCUCAAGACUCUCUAAAGCUGUUUAGAGAACUUGGUGCAAGAGCUGGCAUCUGCAUUGUGGCAACUCAUUAUGUGGGUACUACCCAGCAGAGGAUUAGUGAUGCACUGGCAGGAUUGCAGGCCAACAUUUUGACCACACCUGUCACUGUUGUCUUCCUUGAGCCAGAGGACAUCAGACGGCUGCUCUCAGGACUUAGGGAUAACUUGCCACUGAGGACAUCCCUGGUACUGAUCUCUGGGAGAAAAUGGGGAACAGAUCUGGAUGUUGUUAAAGGCUAUGAGAGUGUGGCUGAGGGAGUGAUCACCCUGAGUCUUUACUCCUCAACGCUUGAAAGUUUCCGUAACUACUUGAGUGGCUUGAAGGCAGACACAUAUGCGCUGAAUCCUUGGUUUAAAGAAUGGUUUUCAGCUGCUUACAACUGCUCCUUGACAGUGCAGGCUGGCGCCAGCACGUGUGACCUCUCUAAGUCUCUUGUCAAUGGAACCAACUUUCGUUUACUGUAUCAGGUGGAGAGUGUCAUCAAUGCAAUCACAGCCAUUGCCAGAGGAUUGCAUAACACACUUAGAAUUUACUGCGGUGAUUCCUAUACCACAGUCUGCCCAGAAUUCCUAAUUGCUCAGGACAAAGGCACAAAGUUUCUGGAAGAGAUUAAGAAAAUAACUUUUGCUAUUGAAGACAAGUUACCGCCAUCCAACAUUUUCAGUUUUGUGGGUGGAUCAGGUGCUGUACCAUUUGAGAUUUACAACUUCCGCAGUAAUAACUACUUAAAGGUUGGUGAUGUGAAUCCCUGGGCACAAACAUUGAUAUUAAACUCAAUCCAGUUGUAUGGUGGCGCUUCAACAUCCAGUGUGAUUUCCUCUUGUCAGGCCCCAUGCCUUCAGUGUCAGUACAUGUUCAACUACUUGACUUAUUGGUACAUUCCUGGAGACCUUGUCAUUGGGGCCAUUUUUGAUGUUCACUAUGCAGGCAAUGGGCCUUUCAGCUGUGGUGUCACCAGGCUGGUAAAUGGUGCUUUUUACACUGAGCUAUUUGACUUUGCACUGAGGAAAAUUAACAACGGCAGUACAUCUGUGGGCCUCAGGAAUGUCACACUUGGGGGCUUAGCAUUUGAUGGGUGCACCAACUCACCGAGGGCUACCACCAUUAUCAACCUUGUGCACACUGGCAUGGACAUUGAAGACAGUGCUGGAAAUCCUUUCUCCACCACCCAGCUGAUUUCAUGGAUGACAUAUGACAGCCAGACGACCAUUGAUGCAGCUAACCUUGUCCAGAAGCUCAACAUCCCAAUAGUGAGUCCAGGAGCCACCAGCAGUGUUCUAGACAACAAAAAGGAUUUCUACACUUUCUUCAGGACCAUACCCUCUGACACACUUGUUGUAAAAGGUAUGGCCGACUUUAUUAAGAAGAUGGGUUGGAAGUACGUUGUGGUGGUCAACAGCCCAGAUGCCUCAAGCCGCCAGUCUCGGGACCUCUUCCGCAAAUACUUGGAAGGUUAUGGAAUUUGUGUUGUUGAUUCCUAUGAGUUUGAGACUGAUGGCACUAUGUUUGUCAUUCUGGAUUCUAUUAUCCAAGGUGACACCAAGGUGGUGGCUGUGUUUGCUGAGCCUGACAAGUAUAUUGGUGACUUCCUGCAGGCCAAGCAGACUAUCUUCGCUCAGACCAACCUGAUGUUUGUAGCCAACAGGCCAUGGGACCCCGCUGUCACCAAAAUAUACAAUAGCCAAGUUCAGCAGACUGUAUUUUUUGAUUUAAACCAACCUACAAUCCAGGAUUUCAUUACAUUUGUCAAAGCCAAAGAUGUAUCCACUAAUGCCAACCCUUGGUUUAAAGAAAUUUUUCAAGAUUUAAGCCAGUGUAAUCUGGCUGGUUCAUAUAAAUAUCCAACUCCAUGUGCACAAAGUAAGAUAAAUCAAGAUUGGCAUCAGGAUAUAUGGACACUGUCUACUCUGAAUGCUGUCUAUGCCCUGGCCAAUGCUAUUCACAAAACUUUGCAGGCAAAGUGUGGCACCAACUACAAUGGUGUGUGUGCUAGAGUUCUGUACGACUCUGACGUGUACAAUGUGACCAUGAGCUACAUGGACUCAAGUAACUUUACAGAGGAAGUCACCAACUUGAUUUUUAAGUUUCUAGACAGGGAAGCUGACCGUCCUUACUAUUUAAUGAGAUAUGAUGGCAGCGGAGAUGCUGCAAAAAAUCAACCCCUAGGUCAAAUAUCCAAGAAUGCAGACCUCACUGUGUAUAGUGACACAGAGCUCAGCUCUAAUUAUGGAUCCGUUUUGUCCACCUGUUUGGGUGACUGCCUGGUGUGUAGCUCGGCUGCCUCCGGCAUACAAGAUAUGACCAUGACUACUGGUCAGUUCUAUAUCAUUGGCUUAUUUGAUAUUCACAAGCGAGGGUCUUCACCAUUUACGUGUGGGGCUAUCAAUGAUAAACAUGGACUACAGCUGCUAGAGGCUUUUCAUUUUGCUUUGGAAUAUGUCAAUAAUAAAACUGGUAUAUUUAGAGGCAAGCUGAAUGGGGCUCAGAUAGGUGGCAUUGGUCUUGACAUGUGUCAGUCCCCUGCCAGGGCCGCUGACCUGGUCUCCAACAUACACAGCGAACGUUUGAAGCUUAAAAAAGAUGGUAAAACUGUAAGUGUGAGAGAUAUUGAUGCUUAUGUUGCUACCAUGGAUACUGACUCAUCAACAAGAGUAGCAGAUAUCUUGACCCAGUUAGCAGUUCCACAGAUCAGUUAUGGUGCUACAGGAAUGGAUCUGCUAGAUAGAUACAAGUAUAACUACUUUCUCAGAUCUGUACCUGCUGAUGACAAACAAAGCCGAGCCAUCGUUUCCUACUUGAAAAAAUUUCGUUACAACAACAUCCAGGUCAUUACCUCCUUUGAUGAAAUUGGAGAGCCUGGAGAGAAAGAAUUUAAGCGUCUGUCCUACGUCAAUAAAAUCUGCAUCACCAAGGAGUACUUAGUGGGUGAGGGUGGCAAUGUGGCAGCAGACUCCCCAGGUGUGAUCAGCACAAUCAAAAGCAAGAAAGAUGCCCAGGUUGUAAUUCUAUGGAUGAAGAACCCACUGCCACUUUUAGAAGCAGCCAGUGCUGAUUCUGAAGUAAGUCGUACCUACCUGUUUAUAGCCACAGACAAAUGGGGAGCGGAUGUUGACUAUCUUAACAACCCCAAGCUGUACCAACUGCUGUUCUACAGGAACUUGGUCAUACUGGAUGUAGAGACUGCUGAUAUACCAGAUUAUGAUAAAUAUUUGGAGAAGAAAAACCCCAGCAACUACAAGUUCAACCCUUGGUUCCAAGAUUACUUUGAGAUGAUCCAGAACUGUUAUUGGGACUCGCCCAGCGGCACACGCCAGAGAAUGUGUGACCUCAGUUCAUCCAUACCCCGGGCCAGUAGCUACGUUCAAGACUCCUAUGUCCUCUAUGUCAUCAAUGCUGUGUUCUCUGUGGCACUUGGCAUCCACAAUGCCUUGGAGGCUGUGUGUGGUCAGAACUAUGCCUCAGUUUGUACCAAGUUUUAUUACAGUGGGGAGAGAAGGCAAAAAAUAAUGGAAGGUCUACUCAAGGUCAAUUUUACAGAUGACACCCAUCAGCCUUUCUUCUACACCAGCGACGGGCAGAGUGACAGAGGUUUUCACAUCUACAAUGUCACACAUACAAGUGUUGGCUUUGUCCCCAACCAGCAACCUCAAAACAUAAGAUAUCAAAAUGUUGGUUCAUACAAUGACACACAUUUCCUCAAACUGGACAUUACCUACACCAACAGUUUCAAGGCUCAGUGUGAUGCCUCAAGGACUGACCCCACUGUUGAUGAUUGUGUUUGCCCAUUCCCUGUUGCCAUGCCGUCCCGUUUCAUGAAGCAGACCAAUGGAAACAAAGGGCUGUCAGUGGCCUACAUAGGGGACAUACAUCUAACUGACCCAUCUAAGCCUCUGACCUGUGGCCGUAUCAGCACAGGCUUAGAGCUUUAUAAAUUGUUGGCUUUCUUUUAUGCCAUUGAUCGAGUUAAUCUGAAUGCUAAUGGUACACUAGUAGACUCAGUAAAACUGGAUGGCUUGGCGUUGGAUGGUUGUUCUCAGACAAUCCGUUUAGGUCAGGAUGUUUACAAUGUGCUGAGUGGCAACCAGUUGUGUGACUCAGAUGUUAAAGGAACAAUUCUUUCACCAUCAUCCAUUGUGGCCUUUGUCAUUGACCUUGACAGGAAUACAAUUCCUGUGGCCCGGAUGCUGUCAAAUGAAAAUAUCACUAGCAUUUCCCCCACUGCUGGCAGUGCUUUGCUGAGUGACCGCCUCCAGUUCCCAUAUUUCCUGAGAACCAGGGCAGACAACUUACUGUUUGCAAACAUUGUUUAUCAGCUGGCCAAAUCAGCAGGUUGGGAUUACCUAUCUGUCCUGUACACUGACUCACUGGCCUAUCAGACUGCAUCAGACUCACUGCUGGACAGCUCCCGAGCUGCUGGGGCCUGUGUAGCCAAUUCUGUUCCACUGUCAUCAAAUGCUUCAUUGGCUGAAGCUCAACAAGCUUUAAAGACUCUAAGCCAGAAUGUUGGAUCCAAAGCUGUUGUCCUGCUAGUAAGUCCUGACCACCUAAAGCUGUUGAUGGAGGCCAGUCAAUCACUUGGCCUUGCUGGUAGAUUUGUCUGGAUAGUUCCCUAUGACUGGACUUCUGACUCCAGCCUACUAACCAACUUGGAGCAAGAGAUGGCCGGGUCACUUAUCAUUGAGCCAAGGUCAGCCUUUGUUCAGGAUUUUAAGAACUACAUUAGUCAAGAGCUGAGUUGGAAGAACAGGAACCUGGGUAAAAUCCCAGUGGAUUGGUUCCAAGAGAUCUAUGAAACUAUUCACCAGUGUAACAUUUUGGACACUGAGAACCCUACCAAUGUGAUCUAUGCCAAGGUUUGUACUGGCAAUGAAGUCUGGGACAGCAUCAACAUUCCUCAAGACUCCACCAUUCUACAUGUCAUGAUCAGUGUGCUGUCCAUUGCCCAAGGUCUUAGUGACAUCUCUGCUUGCAAAGGCCUGAACUUGGGCAUUGCUGCCUGUCUUCAGCUCCGUCCCAACAAAAAUGAAGAAAUUUACAACAGCAUUUCCAAAGUCAACUUCAGAGUUUUGCCUGAGCUGCUGGGAGAUAAAUCCUUUUCAUUUAAUUUUGAUGGCUAUAAAGCUGGUUACGUCAUCAAGAACUAUCAAGUCAGUACAGCUGCACCAAACCCUUAUGUUGCUCAGCAGAUUGGAGAGUUCACAAACAAUGGAUUGACCCUUGACCUCUCCCAGUAUGCUGCUGGCAAUCUUUACAACAGAGGCCUGGUUCCAUCAUCCUCUUGUGCCCAAGGCACCCGGUGCACAUGUCAGCUUCCUGCUGCAAGCUCAUGGACAUAUGAGCCAAUAUCUUUGUCAGAUCCUUCCAGUGUAAAGGUGAACGGUAGAUAUACUGAUCCUCAAACUGGGCAGCAAGUGACAGUGAACAGCAUCCCAGGCAUUGCUGACCGUUUCCCACAAGCCUGGGCUGUUAUCCUAUCAGUCAUUGCCGCAGUGGGUGCUGCAGUCUCCCUGGCCAUCUUCCUUUACCUCCUCAUCAUGUACCCAGUCCGUGGCGGCACUUCCAUCCUUGGCUACAUCCUCUCCUUUGGCAUCAUCCUUCUGUACCUCAUGGUCUUCCCAUUCAUUGCCCAUGCUGACGAGCGCAUUUGUGGCCUGAGGAGAUUUGCUUUGGGCUUGGUGUAUGCGAUUGUAUAUUCUGCUUUGAUGGUGAAGCUGAUUGACUGCUUCCGUGUUCGUGCCAAACAUGAUGUGUACAAUGUCAAAUACAGCAAGAUGGGUCGCCCAGUUGGUCUAUUUUUAGUGACACUGUUUUUUGUGAUUGUGCAGGUUAUUAUCAACACAGAAUGGCUGAUAUUGGAGCCUCCAAAUGUGGAACGUAUAUUCUAUAACAGCAUGUACUGGCCUCGCUGCUCACCAGAUGACUUUUAUGAUGAAGGAUUAGUUCUUUCCUUAGUCUACAUUAUGGCUAUUAUAUUUUUCUCACUCAUUGUGGGACUCUUCACCUAUUCAUCCAACAAAAAUCAUCGAGAGGCUCGUUGGAUCCUUGGUAUACUUAUUCUCAGCAUUCCCUGCUGGGUCAUUUGGUGUGCUGUGUCUAUUCUUGGUGCUAUCAAGGUCAGGGAUGCUGCGGUUGCUAUAGGCCUGAUUGUUAAUGCAACAGUCAUGCUGGCACUGGUGCCUAUACGUAAGCUGUACCUCUUGCACUCCUACAACAAAAUGUUGGAGGAGGAAGAAGAAGCUGAAGAGGCUAAGAGUCAGUUGUAUGCUGGCAGUCAGAAAGGAUCAAAUAUGUAUGACAACAAACCAAGGUUACAUGAUGAAAGCUCUGUUAGAGGUUCUCAAUUAUACAGUACAGCUGGUCACUGAAAAGCAAACGUGGAAUACACUGUGUAUUAAUCCUGUCAACAUUUUUAGUGAUAGAUUUUUUAGUGUAUUGCCUUUGUAAUAUAAAUUAUUGUAAAAUUCAUUAAGUUGAAAUUAUUGUAUAACUAUUCCAACUCCUGUCACCAUCCUCAACAAAUAACUAGCUGAAAUUUCUAUUUCAGUUCAUGGAGAACUAAUUUAAUUGUCCUACAGCAAGUUGUCAUCCAUGUUCAUUACAUAGGACAAAAGUAUAGAUUCUAGUUUGGUACAAAUCUUUUAGUAGAACUUUACUACAGCCAAAUUAGUAAUUGAGCAUUAUAUUCCGCCCAAAUAUUUGAAACAUUGUCAUUUGGGUGUCUUUUAUUUUUUGAGUUAACAUCUAAUUAGGUCUCAUCGAACUAGAUCUAGAAUCAAACUACCCUACAUUUUUUUUCAAAAUAUUUCGGAAAAGUUUUGUUUUUCAAAUUGUUUGGGGAGAUUUACGAGAGAAACAAAAAAAAAAGAUAAUUUGUUAGCGGUAUGUUUGAUGAUGAAUUGAUGUGAGAAUUGAUCUCUUCUUAUCACAGUGCCUUAAUCUUGUGAUACGUGUUCUUAAUAUGACUGUUUGAGCUUUAUUGUUGUAUGACUGUGAGAAUGAAAGGUUUGUAAUUAUUUUCACUUUCAUUAUAUGUUAUAUAUAUAUAUAUAUAUACAUAUCACUAUUUAUGCAACCCUAUUUUGUGUUUUUUUUAUGCUCAAACUUAAAACAAACUAAAAAUCUUCACUGAAAGACAAUAAUAAAUCCACAUUUAAAAACCCUGAAAAAAUACACUAAUCAUUUUAAGUUAUAAUGUGUUGUAUGUGUGAUUUAUUAUUCAUAAAGUUUCGUUCUUUUGAAUUGUAUUAUAAAAAAAUACAUAGAUUUACUGGUACUCAUAUAUUUAUGAAAUAGCUGAACAGCUUCAAACCCCUAAAUAGCUUUAAAUGUACGAACUGACCUAUAUUAUUUUUUUUUUAUUUCUGGGUCAAUCAUUUAGCACACAUUUCAUGUAAAAAAAACUGUUGUCAUAACAAAGCAGUCUGUUAAAUCCAAGUUAUUCAUUUCAUGUGUUGCAUCAUUAGUGAAUUCAAUUUUACAUUAUACAUCAUGUACUGUAUCUGGAAGAACUUGUGUCCACAUUGCAGACUAUUUAUAUAUCUCAGCAAAUGAUUCUAUUAAAAAGUGGGUAUCUAAAUGUUCUUCAUUUGUAUGAAUGUAUAAAGUGGUUUUACUGCUCUUUCUGAUUAAGUGGUUCCCAAGCUGGUUUGCAAAGGCAUCAGAGUCUAUUGUUUGCUGGUCUUGAACAUUGAUGUUUCAUUCAUAGAAAAAUGUCUUUAAACCUAAACCUGUUUAAGGUUGUUGUUUCUCAUUUCCUUUGUCUCAUGUUUUCCAUCAGUUUUAAAUAAACACAUGUUCUUGAGAA
This is a messenger RNA of Biomphalaria glabrata, 10397 nucleotides long. RefSeq lists its product as uncharacterized. Gene Ontology annotation, cellular component: membrane. Gene Ontology annotation, molecular function: adenylate cyclase inhibiting G protein-coupled glutamate receptor activity. The transcript has 40 exons. Lineage: Eukaryota; Metazoa; Mollusca; Gastropoda; Planorbidae. The record is from RefSeq and is a predicted model, not a curated record. Bases 331 to 8958 code for a protein of 2875 amino acids. Gene Ontology annotation, biological process: regulation of synaptic transmission, glutamatergic; G protein-coupled glutamate receptor signaling pathway.